UUGCCCUGCUCCUUUCUGAAAGCUGACUCCUUUCUCCGUCUUCCUCUCCUAUAAAGCAAGAACCGUCGCCUCCCCUCUCCUGAGCUCCCACUCUCUCUCUCUCUCUCUCUCUAGAUCCUCCCUCCCCUCCCCAACAAUGGCUUUGCCUCCUGCCUUCUAUUUCCUCUCUUUCUUCCUCCUCUUCUCUCCGAGUGCUCUGCUCGGCCACCCCCACCCCCAUCCGCACCCCGCGGGGAGUCCGCAGCCGAGCUCCGGUAGCACCCUCCGGUCCACCUGCGCUCCGACGCGGUUCCCGGCUGACUGCCAACGGGUGCUCUCUGGCCACCUGAGUCCCUCCGGCUCCCCCUUCGAGCUCGCCCAGGCCACCAUCUCAGCCAGCCUAGCGAAGGCCGACUCGGCCUCCCAGUUCGUCACCAACGCCCUGAAGAACCAUCCCCCGGUGGGGCGCGAAGGGGCCGCGCUCCACGACUGCGCUGAUGAGCUCUCCCAGUCUCUCGACGAGCUCAGCCGGUCCCUCGCAGAGAUCCGCAGUUCCACCGCAGCCGGCUCCGCGCCGAGCCGGUGGCAGCUCUCCAACGUCGAGACUUGGGUCAGCGCGGCGCUCACCAACGACGACACGUGCCUCGACGGCUUCCGCUCCAUCGAGGGCGCCAUCAAGACGGCCGUCCGCUCCAGGGUCACCGAUGUCGCACGCGCAACCAGCAAUGCGCUCUACUUCAUCAACCGGCUCGCGUCGCGCUGAGCCGUGCCGUGUCUUUGCUUCCGCUGGCCGUGGAAGCAAGGGGCGGUUUAUAGGAAACGUAUGCGAAGCGCGUGAAGCGUGACGUGUGGUAAAAUAGGGGAAAAGAUAGAAGCGUGUCCUGGUUCUGCUUCGGUUUUGCUCCGUUAUUAUAUUAUAUGUAUUUUCCUUUUUUGUCAAUAUGUAACGGUCAAGUGUUGAUAAUAUAUACGUAUAUAUUCUCUUAA
Molecule: messenger RNA, 966 nt
Organism: Nymphaea colorata (pocket water lily)
Lineage: Eukaryota; Viridiplantae; Streptophyta; Magnoliopsida; Nymphaeales; Nymphaeaceae
Product: 21 kDa protein-like
Exons: 1
Coding region: 137-742 (201 amino acids)
Biological process (GO): negative regulation of catalytic activity
Molecular function (GO): enzyme inhibitor activity
Source: RefSeq, a predicted model, not a curated record